Molecule: messenger RNA, 5045 nt
Organism: Hippocampus zosterae (dwarf seahorse)
Lineage: Eukaryota; Metazoa; Chordata; Actinopteri; Syngnathiformes; Syngnathidae
Gene: plcb3
Product: phospholipase C, beta 3 (phosphatidylinositol-specific)
Exons: 34
Coding region: 477-4226 (1249 amino acids)
Biological process (GO): phosphatidylinositol-mediated signaling; lipid catabolic process
Molecular function (GO): calmodulin binding; phosphatidylinositol-4,5-bisphosphate phospholipase C activity; calcium ion binding
Source: RefSeq, a predicted model, not a curated record
GGAGGAAGCCGAGAAAGUUGGGGAGGGAGUGAAGGGUUCGAGCAGAUGGGAGGACGGAAGGAAAGGAUCUCUUCGCCAGCUCAAGUGCGCGAUUAAAGGAUCCUGCGCGAACAAACAAAAGCGGGUCAAGGCCGCCCUGCAAUCAAAGUUUUGGUCCCCGCGUGCGCGCUGCCGCGUGGCGUGGCGUGGCGUGAACGCGCCCGGGAGCGCAAAGUGUCGUCCGUCACACAACUUGGACUCCCACUCGUCAUGUUGUUCCUCCAAAGUCACUCGGAGUGCCUGUGACUCGGCGUCGGAAGCCUCGGCGGCGCAAAGUCCUCCGAAGCGCGCCCCGGAAGAGAGAGAAGUCUGCCCGGCCGCAGCGGCGGAGGAAGCGAACGAACGUCGACGUCCGCGGUUGCUUCCUCCUCCGGAGGAGCGCCAACUCGUCCUUCGGCCGGGGUUAAGGCGUUGGCACCCGCCGAAAGUGCCUCGCCAUGGCCGGGGCCAAGCCGGGAGUCCACGCGCUGCAACUCAAACCUGUGUCCGUCCACGAGGCUCUCAAGAAGGGGGGGAAAUUCAUCAAGUGGGACGAGGAGCCCAGCAGCGGAUGCCCCACACUGGUGACCCUGAAAGUUGACCCAGAUGGAUUCUUCCUGUACUGGACGGGUGGUGCCAACAUGGAGGUGGAGAUUCUGGACAUCAGCACCAUCAGGGACACCAGAACAGGAAAAUACGCCAAGCAACCCAAGGACCCCAAGGUACGAGAUUUGCUUGGCUUCGGGAAAGGCGACAACGUGGAGGGGAAGCUGGUCACCGUCGUCCAUGGCAACGACCUGGUCAACAUCUCCUUCCUCAACUUCCAGGCCAUGCAGGAAGACACGGCCAAGGUUUGGACUGAUGAACUGUUCACUUUGGCCACAAACAUACUCUCCCAGAACGCGUCACGGAACACGUUCCUCUUCAAAGCGUACACCAAGUUAAAGCUGCAGGUGAACCAGGAAGGCAAGAUCCUCGUAAAGAAUUUCCACAAGAUGUUUUCAGACAAGAAACGAGUGGAGACGGCUCUGGAGCAGUGUGGGCUUGUCAACAACAAGUCAAAUGGAUUGAAGCCAGACGAUUUCACAUGGGAGGCCUUUCAGAAGUUUCUCAACAGUCUGUGCCUGCGGUCUGAGAUACAAAGCAUUUUUGUGGAAAGUGGCUCCAAAGGGAAGCCCUUCAACUCUCUGGACCAGCUCACCGACUUCAUCAACCGCAAGCAGCGCGACUCGCGCCUCAAUGAGGUGCUGUACCCGCCUCUCAAAAGAGAGCAGGUCCGACAGAUCAUGGAGAAGUACGAGACCAACAUCAGCCAGCUGGAGAGAGACCAGAUCAGUUUGCAGGCCUUCACGAGUUACCUGGGAGGGGAGGAGAACAGCAUCAUUCCCCCGGAGAGGCUGGACGUCAUCGACGACAUGACGCAACCGCUGUCGCACUACUUCAUCAACUCCUCGCAUAACACGUAUCUCACAGUGGGUCAGCUGACCGGCUUGUCGUCGGUGGAGAUGUACCGGCAGGUGCUGCUCACCGGCUGCCGCUGCGUGGAACUGGACUGCUGGAAGGGACGACCCCAAGAUGAGGAGCCCUACAUCACCCACGGCUUCACCAUGACCACCGAAAUACCGUUCAAGGAGGUCAUCGAAGCCAUCGCCGAGAGCGCUUUCAAGACCUCGCCGUACCCCGUCAUCCUGUCCUUUGAAAAUCACGUUGAUUCGGCCAAGCAGCAAGCCAAGAUGGCGGAAUAUUGUCGGACCAUAUUUGGAGACGCCUUGCUCAUUGACCCACUGGAAAAAUAUCCACUGGUCCCGGGGCAGGCGCUGCCCUCGCCGCAAGAGAUGCUGGGCAAGAUUCUCAUCAAAAACAAGAAGAAGCACCAUCACCACCGGGCCUCAAGCGGCGGCAGCAUACGCCGGCGCGAUCCAGAAGAGCAGUCUUCGCCCAACGCUGACUGCCCUCUGCAGGAGGGCGAGCAGCUCCUGUCCAACGUGGAGGAGAAGCUCGCUGAGAGGAUGGUCAAAGACUCUGAUCCUCGCAAGUCCCUCGGAGGUGAAGGAGACAGCGAGGAAGAGGAAGACGACGAACCCGUCACCGAACUGAAAAAGCCCAACUCGGAUGAGGGCACAGCCAGCAGCGAGGUCAACGCCACGGAGGAGAUGUCCACGCUAGUCAACUACAUCGAACCGGUCAAAUUUAAGAGCUUUGAACUGACCACCAAGCGGAGGAAGUUCUUUGAAAUGUCAUCAUUUGUGGAAACCAAAGGCAUGGACACCCUAAAGAGCUCGCCCAGCGAGUUUGUUGAAUACAACAAGAACCAGCUGAGUCGGAUUUAUCCGAAGGGAACAAGGGUGGACAGCUCCAACUACAUCCCGCAGCUCUUCUGGAACGUCGGCUGCCAGAUGGUGGCGCUGAACUUCCAAACCCUAGAUUUGGCCAUGCAGCUCAACAUGGGCGUGUUUGAGUACAACGGCCACAGCGGCUACCUGCUGAAGCCGGAGUUCAUGAGGAGGACCGACAAGCACUUUGACCCUUUCACAGAGAACAUAGUGGAUGGAAUAGUUGCCAACACAGUCAAAGUGAAGGUGAUAUCAGGCCAGUUCCUGAGCGAUAAAAAGGUCGGCGUGUAUGUGGAAGUGGACAUAUUUGGACUUCCCGCAGAUACGAAACGGAAAUAUCGGACUAAAAACUCCAACGGCAACUCGCUGGAUCCUAUUUGGGAUGAUGACGCUUUUGUCUUUAAUAAGGUGGUCCUCCCAACGCUGGCGUCCUUGAGGAUUGCCGUGUUCGAAGAGAACGGCAAGUUCAUCGGACAUCGCAUUCUCCCCGUUUCGGCCAUUAGACCAGGUUACCACUACAUCAACCUCAAGAACGAGUUGAACCAGCCCCUCCUGCUGCCCUCGUUGUUGCUCUACACCGAGGCCCAGGACUACAUUCCCAAUGAACUCCAGGAGUACGCCGAGGCCCUGACCGAUCCCAUGAAUCACCCGCGCAGAAGAGAGACACAACUGGCUGUGCUCCUGGAGGAGAACUAUGAGCAUUUCCCCAACCAGCCCGGAGAAGGCGAGGCCAAGAGGGAGUGCGAAGUCAUCCAAGGGCGCGUCACAUCGCCCUUCCUCGCUCCUUGCCGACCCGACGAAUGUCCCGAUAUCAUCCAGCCAGUGCAAAUCCAAAAGGAAGACCUCAUCGCUACUGUUCUAGCAGACGUGCAGGCGCAGUCGAUAGAAGAGCUGAAGCAGACCAAGAACUACUUGAAGCUCAUUAAGAAGCAGAGCAAAGACCUCAAAGAGUUACGAAAGAAACAUCUGAAGAAGGUGUGGAAUCUGAGUAAAGAGCAGAAGACUCGAAGUACUCAGCUGGAUUCUGAUGUGCAAAGGAGGCGGAGUCAGAUGGAGAAACACCUAAAACGCAGCGUCAAAAAGAACGAGCCCCAAGAGCCGGUGCAGCGAGAGCUCUCGGCCCUGGAUCAGGAGCACGAGAAAAAGACGGUCCAGCUCAGGGAAUGGCAGAUGCAGGAACUACUGAAGCUGCGGCAGCAGCUGCACUUGCUGGAGAGGGAGAAACAGCAAGUGUACCUGCAGGAGUCUUUCCAGAAGUUGAAGGAAACGGCGCAUGAAUGCCAAGCAGCUCAACUCAAGAAGCUCAGGGAGAUUUGCGAGAGGGAGAGGAAAGACCUGCAGAAAAUCCUGGAUAGGAAACGGCAGAACAGCAUCAGUGAAGCAAAGAGCCGGGACAAAGACAAGGCUGAGAUAGAGCUGAAUGACAUCAACCGGAAACACAUUAAUGAAUCUGUCAGCUUAAUACACAGGCUGGAGGAGGCUCAGAAGAAGAGGCUGGAGAAGCUGAAGCUCAGGCAACGAGAGGUGCUGCAGCACAUCGACGAGGAGCUGCCGGCGCUUCAGGUCGAGCUGGAUAGGAACCUGGAGGACGAGUAUCAGCAGCUCCCAGAAGAAAUCUGCCAACACUUGCAGCUGGAGCUCCAAAACAAAGGUCUGAGCAAUAACGCCCUUUGCUCGCCCGUGUCCAACAACAGCAGCCCGGGCUCGGGCUCCGGUUCGGGGCCGCCCUCCAACUGCUCCACGCCCAGCAACCCGUCGACGCCUCAGCGCAGCAAGUGGAACAAAAACAGGGGCACCAUCACGCCUCCUUUGGACGGCUCCAUGUCCUCCUCCUCCACGCCCGUCCAUUCUGAGUUGGAAAUGUCCUUCACUUGAAGUUGUUGUUUGUACAAAUGGGGGCUGUAAUGAUUUUAAUGCGGGAUAGUAAGUAGAUUAUGUACUAAUGAUAUUCUUUUUUUUUUUUUUUAGGUUCUUGUCCAUAGAGCUCUGUUAUUUUUUACUUUUUAUCAGCGGACAUAUCAAAAUCAUGAAUAGCAAAAACAUGCUCCUACUUUUACGAUUGCUUGAUUUUCCUGGUAACCACUGAGUGAUUAAGAUUUGCUGUCCCGUUUCACUUUUUACGACUUGUGGUACUGUAGAGUGAGAAAAAAAAAUCCCAGGAAUCCUUCAUGCCCGCAAUUGGAACCGCUUUACGAAUUUGUAGCUGUAAUGGCGGUAGUCGGCCAGCGUGUGGUGCUACAGCCCCAACAGUUUCUCCGCGUUGCACUGUGCAGUCAUCUCUUCUGAAGAAGGCCAUUUUACGACACUACCAUUCUUGGUUGUUUUUUUUAAGCAAAUUGUGUUGCACAAAUAUAACGGUACUUUAAUUUAUCAAUGUUUUCUUUUGUUAUAACCGCAAAUCCCCGCCCUCCUUUCUUUCUUUCCGCCAAAAUAUUUUCCUAUGGAAUUGAAGGGGUUGAUCGAUGGCACUCGUUGUAAAUAGUCCCUGUGCUUAUGUUGUUUAUGUGAAUUUUACUACUGACUACAAGUGCUGGAGUGGGAGUUCGGGAGAGUUGACAGUUUGUUUUUUUCGUCUGCUCUCUCCUGAUCUUCCUCACUCUGAAAGCACCGGCUGCCUGUCUGUCUGAAUGUUUCCUCUCACAAAUAUGUUCUUUGUCGACUCUUACCUUUUAUUUAAAUGGCAUUUUAACAACA